This is a messenger RNA of Haliotis rufescens (red abalone), 1399 nucleotides long. RefSeq names its product putative G-protein coupled receptor F59B2.13. Bases 1 to 1245 code for a protein of 414 amino acids. The record is from RefSeq and is a predicted model, not a curated record. NCBI's taxonomy places the organism in Eukaryota, Metazoa, Mollusca, Gastropoda, Lepetellida, Haliotidae. Gene Ontology annotation, cellular component: membrane. The transcript has a single exon.
AUGUCGGGAGAACUCGCAUGCGUGAUUUUGUUGCUUUGUUCCAUCUACAGAAAUGAGCUAGCUGUGAACGGUAAUAUUCUAAAUGUUACAGCCAACGGACACGUUGACAGCACAACGUUAGUGCCAACAGACACAGCAUCGUCCGAUGGUGCAUGCAAUAGUACCUUCAAUUGUUCAUCAGAUCAUGUGGACGUGACAACUGUGAAGGAUGACCCACCGGUUCAAUGGCUUAUUUCACCCGAGAAAGCUUAUGCUGUCAAGGCUUAUAUCAAGCCAAUGAAUAUCGUUCUAUAUACGUUGUCCCUCAUCUUAAACAGUCUCAACAUCUCGCUGUUCUUGUUGCAGGACCGCAGCUCGACCAACUGCUACCUCAUUGCCAUUAGUGUCGCGAGCAUCCUGAAUGCAGCUUGUCUCUCUGUUCCAGAUAUUUAUAUCAUGGUAACGGCUAAUUACCAAUCAUUGUUUCACAACAUCAUGGGUGUCUACAGUGGUUUGUACGGCCAACUUGUCUUACGGAGAAUUAUCAACUGUCUGGUGUUUCUGGUGUCUAUUGAGAGACUAAUCGUGGUGGCCUAUCCUUUGAAAGCUAAAGAAUUUGUGUUAAUGAGACGCCCCAAAUCAGUCAUCAUGAUGGCAGUUUUGACCACGGCUCUGUUCCAUAUCUUCAGUCCACUCCGUUAUACGGUCACUGCCACUACAGACCCAACAACAAAUGCUACCAUAUUCUCCGUGGGUCAAUCACAACUCUUUCUACACAAUCGGGCCAUACUCCGAGGCAUGAGCACUGCUAGUAAAGUCCUUUUCGUCUACACCCUCCUAAUCGGAGGACUUAUCCUCAAUGUACUCGUGGUCUGUGCUCUGAAACACCAUUCAAAGAAAAGACGACAGAUCGCAACUACAACAGAAACAGACAAAGCAGCAAAACGAGAAAGGCAGACAACAAUCACGAUCGUCACUUCCAGUUUUGUGUUCCUAUUCCUGGCCCUCCCAAUUUCAACCAACUCCAUCGUGUUCAACCUUUUCCCGGACGUGUACGGACCGAAUACGCCUAAUUACUACGUUUUUUUAUUGGUACAGAAUCUAUCGACAAUACUGUCGAGUUUGAGCCUGUCUACAGACUUUGUUGCCUAUUUCUGUCUCAGCACCAGUUUCCGGACCACCUUUUACAGAAUCGUUCACAUCAAGCAGGCCGGAUCUCCAAGCAAAUGUACAGACCAAAUGACAGACCAUACAAAUACAGCUUAGAUGGAUGCGAUAUGAUAUCUCAAGAUAUGAUUUCGCUCGGUUUUGUGAACCCUGUGUCAGUCUAAAGAGGAGGGCAUUCUGUCUGAGUAGAAUGGUGCAUAUUUAUCGUGACAGUAAGUGAGCACAUCCCUAAUAAGUUUGCUUUGUUUGUUUU